This is a messenger RNA of Metarhizium acridum CQMa 102, 1554 nucleotides long. Lineage: Eukaryota; Fungi; Ascomycota; Sordariomycetes; Hypocreales; Clavicipitaceae. The record is from RefSeq and is a predicted model, not a curated record.
AUGUACUAUGAGAACGCCAUCUUCAAGAACUGUACCCUUUUUAGCAACAUAUUCUCCACUCAAUCUGGAAACAUCUGGAAGUCCCUGAUGUCCGGAACCCCGUACCUCGGCCCCUCAGUGCCGAUAAACGUGUUCAAAUCCGGGGAAAACCAAGACAACGGCCGCUUGUGGAAUUCAUCUUCCCGCGCGAAUCCUCCCACUCUGGACGCGGUCCCAAUGACCGAUGCGGCGUUAUUGCCAAGUAUGGCUGAGAAACUGGAGCGCGGUAAACCAGGUGAUUGGCCGGAUCAUUCGACCUUGGCUAAUGACGCAGCCCGCUCGGCUGUGCACAUUGACGGUUCUUCUUCUUGGUCGCGUACCCCUUUUAGGCUCCUGAGUUUCAUCGUCGUGGUGCCAUCGCCUGUCCGCCGAGAGGAAUCCCGUGCCCUUCAGUACCUCUGUGAAGAAACCGUCUCUCAAAUGACGUUUUUUCGUCAUGAGUUUUGGACGCGGCAAGUGAUGCAGGUUGCCCACUCGGAUGAAUGUAUUCGGCAUUCUCUCGUUGCACUGUCGUCCUACCACGAGUCCUUCUCCAGUCCAAAGCAGGCCAGGCGGAAUCAAUUCGCGUUGCGCCACUACAACAUGUCGAUUAGCGGGAUCCUUGGAUCGCCGAGGACUGCAGAAAAUGCGCACUUUCAUUUAAUGUCGUGUAUCUUGCUUAUCUGCAUCGAGGUACGGGCGGUUAUUGCCCAUCUCAAGGCCCAAAGGGGCCAUUGUCUGAUGCCAGUGCUUUUUUUUGGCUUCGCUGACAGCUUCCUGCGCCGCAUCAUCGCUCAAAUAUACAUGCCCGGCGAGCUGUCGCGCUCCUUUGACUUUACUUCUCUGGCCGACGCCCAACAGGGACUGAGUGAUAUUCGCCUACAGUUCGAGAGGUGUGAUAUGAGGGGGCUCGUGGAAAAGGUCUCGGCCUGGUCCACGGCAUUUGAAGAAUGCAAAUCAUUAAACUCUGCAGCUCUCACAUCUCGAGCCAACAGGAGAGCAGUGGCUUUGCUGGAACUACAGUCGAGGUAUUGUGCGGUUGAUAUUGCCAUCAACUGUGCUGGCCAUCAAGCGAACCAGCUCCUCUGGGAUCGAUACAUUGGCGCCUUUACCGAAAUGCUGGAUUUUGCUGAGAAAGCAAUGGAUUUGCAACAUCCAGACAUGAAAGGUGACGCAAGUUGUUCACCCCAGUUUCAUAUGCACUCCGGUACGGUGCCGGUGCUAUACGGGAUAAUUGCGAAAUUUCGAGACCCGACGAUUCGCAGACGCGCCAUCGGGCUCAUGGCCUCUUGUUCUCUGCAAGAAGGCGUGUGGAACAACAAUCUUGUACUAGGGGUUGCACGGAGGAUCAUGGCCAUCGAGGAGGGGAGUCUUGGUCUAUGGCCGGCAUCAUGCAUAGACAUCCCUGCCGAGCCUAGAGUUCGUUCCACUGCAGUCGCAGCAGGUGCAGGUGAUAACCAGUAUAUGGUUGGCUACCAACUAGGUCGCGGCUGGUGGUGGGAGGGGCUGUCCUGGACUGAGGCGAAACCUCAUUAA